This is a messenger RNA of Nannospalax galili (Upper Galilee mountains blind mole rat), 2478 nucleotides long. RefSeq names its product melanoregulin (gene Mreg). Gene Ontology annotation, cellular component: melanosome. Bases 236 to 880 code for a protein of 214 amino acids. Gene Ontology annotation, biological process: melanosome transport; melanocyte differentiation. The record is from RefSeq and is a predicted model, not a curated record. Lineage: Eukaryota; Metazoa; Chordata; Mammalia; Rodentia; Spalacidae. The transcript has 5 exons.
CGCGGGCACGCAAGCGCCCAAGAGGCACCCGGGGAAUUAAAAGAGCGAGGGAAAAAAAGCUCAGGCCGAGACAACACCGCCCGGACCUGCCCGGGCGGAGCGCCGCCAGCCGCGUCCCCCGCCUCGGCGUGAUGCGUACGGACUGGCAGGUGACGCCCCGGCCACCCCUGUGCCCGCGCCCUAGCCGCGAGCGCGCGCCGGCCUCCGGGAGCCCCGCGCCUGGCCCCGGCUUUCCAUGGGGCUGCGGGGCUGGCUGCGGAGCGCGUGCUGCUGCUGCCCGUGCCGCUGCCUGGAGGAGCCCGCGCGGCCGGAGAAGGAGCCGCUGGUCAGUGGUAACAAUCCAUACUCCUCAUUUGGAGCAACUCUGGUGAGGGAUGAUGAAAAGAAUUUAUGGAGUAUGCCUCAUGAUGUGUCCCACACAGAGGCAGAUGAUGACAGAAUCCUGUACAAUUUGAUAGUCAUUCGUAAUCAGCAGACCAAAGACUCCGAGGAGUGGCAAAAACUCAACUAUGAUAUCUACUCCCUGCGGCAGAUUCGAAGGGAAGUGAGAAACAGAUGGAAACGCAUUUUAGAAGAUUUGGGUUUUCAAAGGGAAGCAGACUCUUUGUUGUCAGUGACCAAACUCAGCACCAUGAGUGAUUCUAAAAAUACAAGAAAAGCUCGAGAGAUACUGUUAAAACUGGCCGAGGAGACCAGUAUCUUCCCAACCAGCUGGGAACUCUCAGAGAGGUAUCUCUUUGUUGUGGACCGUCUCAUUGCUCUUGAUGCUGCAGAAGAGUUCUUUAGAAUUGCUCGCCAAACUUACCCCAAGAAGCCUGGGAUCCCAUGCUUGACAGAUGGCCAGAAAAAACUACACUACCUUCCAUUUCCAAGUCCCUAAAGGGGAGGCUCAGAAUCGCAUCAGGAAUUCUUUCACUGGGACUCAAUAGCUUACCAAAGUUGGACAGUUACACGUAGAUGCAAGUAACCAAGUAGAAGACUUGCUAACUGAGACAUGAUUCUGAAUCCUACAAAAUGUAAGGUCUUCAUGAUGAUGUUAGUCUAAUAAAUGCUCUAGUUGUAAUAAAACACCCUGCUAAUCUUGCAUCCAGAAAGAAAGUUAAGGAGUUGGUUAGCUCCAAGAAUCCAUUGCCCCAGCUAUGGAUAAUCUACAAUCACUCAUCCUGUGGGUGAGUGGGAUUUUUCUCAUCAGUAAACCAAUAUGACUAAUAGAGAAAGGUGUAAUUAGGUCCCCAAAUGUUUUACCAAUUUAAAAGUAAUCAUUAUAAAAUAUAGAAUUAGACAAAAUGUCCCCCAAAGAAUAUGAGGCAUUAUAUGGCCUCUCUUUGGUUUUGGAAACACCUGCAGAUCCUGGUUUGCCGUUAGGGGCAUACAUUUGAGUGUCGGUUAUUAGAAGUUCUGCCCAGGUAGAAUGGCUCCUGAGCUGCAUGCAGCUAAGUGUCACUUGUGAUACAUGCAUCCCAACCCCCCAAAGUUAAAGUUACCUGAUUACCUCAUUUUCACAUAUUACCCAAUUCUGUCCAAAAGCCCUUGACAUUUUAUCAGGGAUAGCAUCUGUAAACUGGAAUGCUUGGCCUCCAUGUCCUCUGUUUUUGAUCUGCUCCUGCUUAUCAGCUGAAGAUUGUGCCUGCCUUGGAGCCUUCUGUGUAGAUUUGCAGGUGUACAGGCAGGGAUGUACUGACAAGGGUCACUGCUGGGUCUUCUUCCAGUCUUAAGGUGAUUUUCAGAAUGGAGCAGCACCGUGAGUGCAGUUUCCUUCCUUCCACAGGACUUCGAGCUUCCUGGGUUCAUAAGCAAGGAGCUUGCCCAGAGUUUGUGGGUUAAUUUUGUUGAAAAGCCUUUAAAGACUUGUAGGUUUUAUCAGUCUGCUAACUGCUGAGAACAAUAGCAAUAUUUUUAUUUUUUGAAGAUUUUGCCCUUCUGACUUUAGGUUGGAAAUGGAUUUGUAUUAGUUUGUCCAGGGGAUUGUGACUUGAAGAAUUUCAUGUACUGACUGGCUUUUUUGGUUGUGUACAUGAUGUUUAAAAGAUUUCCUAGAAAAUAUAUGUUCUUCGUUUACUAAUACAUUGUAGACCAAUUCAACAGAUGUAUUUCAGGAAAUUUUUUUCCUAGUUUAAUAAGUAAGCUAAAUUUUUUAUUUUUAAUAUUUAGUGCUUAAUCUCUGCCUCAUGUUGUUGAAAAUUAGCCUUCAGGUAUUUUCCCCUCACUUCUGUAGGCUUUUAGAAGAUAAAUAUACAAAUAGUGAAACAAAAAAUAAGCAAAAAAAAAAAAAUCUUAGACCAUUGUAUUGUUUUAAUCUCUGUACUCAGAAUCUGUUUUAUCUUUUGUCUUUUUUGAUGUCAAAAUAGGUGAGCUUGUUUGCAUCUGUAGAAUAUAAACUGUUACCAUAGUUUUAUUUUUGGUAAUGAGCAAGUAAGGAUAAAACUAUCUCUCUAAUAAUUAAAUACAUGGAAUUACCCAGGAAUUUUUCCAAGUAAU